This is a messenger RNA of Gryllus bimaculatus (two-spotted cricket), 611 nucleotides long. NCBI's taxonomy places the organism in Eukaryota, Metazoa, Arthropoda, Insecta, Orthoptera, Gryllidae. The record is from the annotation of a GenBank genome assembly.
UCGUCGUGUCCAUUGAAAUGAACAAGGGCAGAGGCAGGCUGUGUGCUGAAGGGGCUCUGUCGCUGUUGCAGAUGCGCGUGCUCCUGCUGCUGCUGCUGGCGUGGGGUCCAGCGCACGCCGUUCACCCGGGGUGCGAGUGCCUGCUGUUCACGGGCACGUUCGGCAAGCAGUACGGCACCUUCUCCAGCCCCGACUACCCGCGCCCCUACCCGGACGGCGUGGGCUGCCUGCUCUACACCUUCCUGGCCGCUGCCGGCGAGAUCCUGUUCCUGCACCUGGAGCGCGCCGACGUGAACGAGUUCACGCCCUGGUCGGCGCUGCUGUGCGGCGGGCUGGCCGACGUGCCGCGCCGCCUCUACAGCUCGGGCCCCGGCCUCGUGCUCGAGUUCCACUCCGACCGGCGCCCCGGCAACGCCUCGGGCUUCCUCGGCCGCUUCCGCUUCAUCGACAGGCGGCUGUUCCAGACGGACGGGCAGCGGCUGCCGGGCACAGUGUGCGACCACCAGUUCGUGAGCGCGGAGCACGCGCCCCGCCACGGCCGCUUCUACUCCCCGCGCUUCCCCGCCAGCUACCCGCCCAGCGUGCGCUGCGCCUACCGCUUCCGGGGCAGG